ACGGAAGCUACACACGAGAAGUGGAGAUUGGUGGCCGAGAGCAGCAAGCCGUACUUUAGCAUCAGUCGUGCACUAGAAGAAUUUUCAAAAGACUUGGAGCGGCAGAUGGAAGACAUGACGGCGAUGCUUAGUCUAGGGGAGGAGGGAGCGUGUGCGGGCAAGGACGGGGACGGGGAGGGGAGGGGA
This is a messenger RNA of Bipolaris zeicola 26-R-13, 186 nucleotides long. RefSeq lists its product as uncharacterized. The annotation marks the transcript as partial. NCBI's taxonomy places the organism in Eukaryota, Fungi, Ascomycota, Dothideomycetes, Pleosporales, Pleosporaceae. The record is from RefSeq and is a predicted model, not a curated record. The transcript has a single exon.